This is a messenger RNA of Thunnus maccoyii (southern bluefin tuna), 2183 nucleotides long. RefSeq names its product transformer 2 alpha homolog (gene tra2a). Gene Ontology annotation, cellular component: spliceosomal complex. The transcript has 9 exons. The record is from RefSeq and is a predicted model, not a curated record. Bases 166 to 1065 code for a protein of 299 amino acids. Gene Ontology annotation, molecular function: RNA binding. NCBI's taxonomy places the organism in Eukaryota, Metazoa, Chordata, Actinopteri, Scombriformes, Scombridae. Gene Ontology annotation, biological process: positive regulation of mRNA splicing, via spliceosome.
GGAGACGAGACGGGAGAUGACGUCAGACCCUGCAGUACAUAAACAUAGCAGCCACUUCACGCGCCAUCUUCUAGUUAGCAACCGAGCAGAAUAAAACAUUGUGUUAAACCACGGUGCUAAGUUAUUUCUGUUAUAAUACUUUGGUUGUAUUAGCUGUACUGAAAAAUGAGUGACAUUGAGGACGGAAACUAUGAAGGACGGGGGUCUCGCUCCCCAUCUAAAUCGGAUCGAGGGAGUCCAGCUCGGGUCAAGUCGGAGAGCAGGUCCGGCUCCCCGAGCCCAUCCCGAGCAUCCAAACGCUCUGAGUCCAGAUCCCACUCUCGGUCAAAAUCAAGGUCUCGUUCUAGGCGGCACUCAAACCGGCGCUGUAGCCGCUCACGCUCUCGGUCAUAUUCCCACCGAAGGAAGUCUCGCUCUCGUUCCUACAGUCCUGAAUACCGGCGCAGGAGGAGCCAGAGCACCUCCCCGAUGUCGAACCGCCGCCGUCACACUGGCAGCAGGAGCCAUGACUUCACAAAAGAAGCAUGCAGUCAUAGCGGUGAUGCUGAUAUUAGGGCGAACCCUGACCCCAGUACAUGUUUGGGGGUGUUUGGCUUGAGCCUGUACACCACAGAGCGUGACCUGAGGGAGGUGUUUUCGCGCUAUGGUCCUCUGGCCGGGGUCAAUGUGGUGUACGACCAGCGCACAGGUCGCUCCCGAGGCUUUGCCUUUGUUUACUUUGAGAGACUUGAGGAUUCUAAAGAGGCAAUGGAGCGAGCCAACGGCAUGGAGCUGGACGGGAGACGCAUCAGAGUGGAUUAUUCCAUUACCAAACGUCCCCAUACCCCCACACCAGGAAUAUAUAUGGGCCGUCCAACUCACAAUGGUGGUGGUGGCGGCGGCGGCGGCGGUGGCGGCGGCAGCAGCAGGAGGGGGAGAGACUCCUAUUAUGAUCGUGGCUAUGACCGCUACGACAGAUAUGACGAGUAUGACUAUAGGUAUAGUCGCAAGCGCUCUCCAUCACCCUACUACAGUCGAUACAGGUCUCGCUCACGGUCUCGCUCCUACAGCCCACGGCGAUACUAAGUUGCUUUUUACAACAUUCAGCUUCCCUCCAAUAAUUGGUGGUGUGUGAUUCAUCAAGGUGUUUCAGAGGGGACAAUUUGAACUAGCAUGUCUAUAUCAACAGAACUCUUUUAAGUUUGAGAUAGUUCUUGUUUACAUGCAAUAGAUGUCUUAAUUUUUAGGCGUUUUUACGUGUCCAUGUCUGGUGUGAGCAAAGAACUCAACAACUGUUGGUUACUGUUGUGUCAUUCUUAGACUUGCAUCCUUCCUUCCCUCUUCAUUUUCUGUAGCAGUGAUUCCUUUUUUUUUUUUUUUCUUUUAAAUGAUGGAUAAUGAGCUGUGUUUUUGGUCUAUUACUUUCAUUUCUGUUAAAAGAGUUCUUGUCAUAAAUGGGGAAGGAAAACUGGGUUUUAGUUGAGAAUAGUGACAGUUUUCCCACAUGUAUUAAGAGGUAACUCAAACAAUAAAGUUUGCAUAUGUAUUAGUUGAAUAUAACUUAAAUCUCAAUGCUACUUGGAACUAACUGGGCCUACUGGUAAGUAGCAGGUAAAUGUGGCUGUAAAAUGAAGUGCUACCAGCAAUCGGUGGUUGGGGUCUCUGCUCACAUUAUGAAUAACUUUUCUUUUUUUAAGUUGAGGAAGUCCUGCUUUGAGUUUCUCCAGAGAGUUUUAUCAUGUAUUGUUUUUUGGUUUUUUUUAUCGUGAGACCAAUAAAAGAGAGUGGUUAGACUUGUACUUUGCUUUGUGAUCAAUAAGUCAACCAAAAAAAAAAACCAAGGCACACUGCUUUACAAAAGUUAAAAAGCCUUUAAUAAAUGGGCUUAACAACUAUAUAUGUCAGCCAUUUAUUAAAGGCUUUUUAAGUUUUGCAAAGUAGUGUGCCUUGGUAUUUUUUAAAUUAAUUUAUUUUUUUAUUAUGACUUAUUGAUUUCAAAGGAAAGUACAAGUCUAACUUUUUGUUGGUCUCAUGAUAUGUCCUUGGAUCCAAAGAGCACCUGUUUGGUUUUUUUUUUUUUUUUUUGAUACCUGCAUUCGUGAAGUAGCACUCUUCAGCCAACCUACUGGCAUUUGCUCUCUAUUAUGUUUUUUAUUGUUGUUUCUUUGUAUGGAAAUACAAAUAUAUGAAAACUCCAAAGUUUG